This is a messenger RNA of Dicrocoelium dendriticum, 567 nucleotides long. The record is from the annotation of a GenBank genome assembly. Lineage: Eukaryota; Metazoa; Platyhelminthes; Trematoda; Plagiorchiida; Dicrocoeliidae.
AUGGCUCAGACUCCGUCACCUUUAGAACUGAUGAUUGAAAAGUUCCUCGAACUUGAUACCAAUAAAGACGAAAAAAUUGAUCGCAAUGAAUUGUAUGCGGCUUGUUCAAAAGCUGGGCUCAAAGAGAAUGAAGUCGAUGAAUGGAUGAACCGAUAUGACUACGAUAACGACGGAAAGCUGUCACUAAACGAAUUUUGUCGAGGACUCGGUUUGCGUCUCAACGAAAUGCGAGCCGAACGCGAAGAGAGGACAGCGCAGAGAAGUGGCACUGCCCCAACAUUGAAAGAUGGUGUACAAAUAAUUGCCAGCACUAUGUCCCUGAGCAAGCAGGUGGAAAUCACAAACAAGUUCGUGGAACUAGUGGAGAAAACCGGUGGAAAAUCUGAGGAACUGCAAAAUGUGGCUCGGGAUCUGAAAGCUUUCCUUGACAGCAAGUAUGGACGCGUGUGGCAGGUGGUUGUUCUCAACGGAUCAUAUUGGAUGAACUACUCACACGAACCACUCAUGUCGAUGCAGUUCAAAUACGAACCAAACAUUUGUUUGUUGUGGCGUACACCUAACUCUUAA